AUGUCCAGAACAUCUCCGAACAUCAUUGUUACCGGCACGCCGGGCGUGGGCAAGACGACGCACUGCGAGGAGCUCGCGAGGCGGACGGGCCUAAAGCACCUUUCUGUCAACCAAGUUGUCAAGGACCGUGAAUGCCACGAGGGCUGGGAUGAGGAAUUUCAGAGCUGGAUCGUUGACGAAGACAAGUUGCUCGACGCGAUCGAAGGAGAUGUGCAAGAGGGAGGCUACAUCAUCGACUGGCACGCAUGCGACCUUUUCCCUAAGAGCUGGAUCGACCUCGUUGUCGUUCUACGCGUGGACUCGACGACGCUCUACGACCGUCUGUCGGCAAGAAAAUACUCCGAGGCCAAGCUUCAGGAGAACCUAGACUCGGAAAUCAUGGAGGUGCUGCUUCAGGAGGCCCGGGAGGCGUUCGAUGAGGAAAUUGUUGUCGAACUGACGAGCAACACGUCGGACGAGAUGGAGAGCAACAUCUCGAGGGUCGAGGCGUGGCUCGAGCAGUGGAGGAAGGAUCACUCGUCAUAG
Colletotrichum spaethianum is the source of this 525-nucleotide messenger RNA. RefSeq names its product adenylate kinase isoenzyme 6 HBR1. Gene Ontology annotation, cellular component: nucleus; cytoplasm. The transcript has 3 exons. Bases 1 to 525 code for a protein of 174 amino acids. Lineage: Eukaryota; Fungi; Ascomycota; Sordariomycetes; Glomerellales; Glomerellaceae. Gene Ontology annotation, molecular function: AMP kinase activity; ATP binding; ATP hydrolysis activity. The record is from RefSeq and is a predicted model, not a curated record.